CAUGUUCAGCUGGUGCCGAGACAAACUCGGUUCGUCGAACUGAACCAGUGCGCUCGUAUAGUCUCUUAAAAAAGACUUUCAUUUGAAAACCGAGAAGAAAGCGGCAAUAGUCAUGUUUGUCCAUUUUGAGACGCGGUAACCUGUACUUUCUCAAAAUAGUCAGAAGUGAUUCUAACAUAACUCAAGAAAUCUGUCAUUCAUUUUGAUGUUUUUGCGCAAUUUUACAUCUAACUAAGUAUAGUGCAGUAUUUUUCAAUGAAAACGAGUCGUCUCCAGUUGGACGACAACAAAGACCUUAUUGUAGAGUCCUACUGUUGACCAAUCACCGAGGAAGGGGUGUACAUAGACUUCGGCUCUGAACUUUGCAUUGCCUCCAGAAAAUGUUUUGUGUGCCCGAACAUCCGAUAAACCCUUGCCGACGUCCAAAACGUCAGAAAAUGUCGUCAUAAUAUAUGCACGAACUUUCCCGGCUGGGAAUUGUGUGGACGCCUUCGUUAUUAUUAUUAUAGGCUAUGGUCAGCGGUGAAAAUGGGUAUUGUCUCUAAACCUGAAGUCAAAGCCGCAGUUUGGGUGCAUUUUGGUUUUAAGCCAAACGGCAAAGGAGAGCCUCAUACUCUUGAUGAGACCGUUUACAGGUUAUGUCGGAUUGUUUGUGUCAAAAGUGGAAACACGAGUAAUCUAAAACAUCCUACUGUUUUUCUGAGUUUAUAUCGGCAAUGGGAUACUACUUCUCUGAUCCAUCAUGUGAGUCUGCUCUGCUGUUCAGAGCAGAGUCACCACUACAACAACGACAACGGCUCCCAAGGCAACUUCGGCAGUGGCCAUGGUAACUUCGGUGGUGGCCACGGUAAUGACAGACCGCUUCACUUCAUCCCAGACAUGGUGGUCUGCGGUGAGCCAUGGUUGGAGGGCGGUGACCCCCGUGCGGUGGGUUCCAUCCCCCCGUGCCUCAGCCUGCGGAGGUGGGGCAGUGGGCCUGUGCCUGGGGGGUCAGCGGAGGAGGAAGAGACUGGGGUGUUUGCCAAGACCCUGUCACUGCAUCAGGGGUGGACGUUUGGACCCUUUGUAGGAGAGUUGACCCGCGGCCCUCUGAGUUGCCUCAAAUACGCCUGGGCUAUCAAAGAAAAUGAUUCCUACUACUUUGUAGAUGCCUCGGAUGAAAACAAAUCAAACUGGAUGAGGUAUGUAGCGUGUGCUGCCUGCGAGGAAGAACACAACCUGACGGUGUUCCAGUACCGCGGUCAGAUCUUCUACAGGGUCUCCCAGCCCAUCCCUGAGGGGACAGAACUCAAGGUCUGGAUUGGCCAGGAGUACGCUGCCAUGCUGGGUCUAGGGAUCGGCGAGAACAUCAAGUGUGAAUUCGGGGACAAGGAAAUCCUCCUGCGGAUCUUCCGUGACAUCCAGGUCGUGCCAGUGGGCGGAGCUAGCAGUCUCCCAGACGCCAAUGGCUCUUACAGCUGGUCAGACAACAGCCAAUCAGGGAGCCCCCUGCCAGUCAUCAGUGAUGUCAGUAGCGGGUUACAGACGGAUACCACUGACCCCACCCCUGUCCUCAACCCACCUCAAAACACCAAUCAGACGGGACUGGCAACAACCGUGAAGUACGACUUUGUAAAGGGUGCUGAGAUACUGUUGAGCCCCUCUCAGCCCAACAGCCCCGUAUGGGAGUUCUUUGGGUUUGAGCCGGACCCCAACGGCCAGCCGCUGGACAAGGACAAAGUCAUGUGCAAGCUGUGUGGUCAACAGGUGGACUACAGUGCUACGGUCACCCACCUGGAGAACCACCUGGUCCAGAUGCACCAUAUGAAGCGUCGGGACGUCAUCAAGGACGGCAACAAGCCCUGUGUUUGGUCCUCGCGCUCCAGGCCUUACCCCACUACGGGCGGCAGAGCAGCUCGUUCUAGCAGCCCCUCAACCCACAGACCCACCAACAGCAACUACAGUAAUGAGGACUGGACUUGGAGUGGGAACGGCAGCACAGCAGUGACCGAUACUGUGACCGCGGUUUCCACCGCUACACCGGGACAGAGGACGCUCUCUAACCUCCUGACCAAUCAAACCACCACAGCCAUCACUAACUUCCUCAUCAAAGACUUGUUGCCCCCGGAUACAGUGGAGGGGGAGGGCUUCAAGCAGCUGAUCCAGACCCUGCUGCCGUCCUGCAAGGAGAUUCCUUCAGCAUCUCUACUGGAGGAGGUGCUGAGGGACGUCCACACAGAGGGAAGAAAGACCUGGGCCAAGCUGCUGACCAACAGCACUGGGUUCAAUGAGGAAGACACUUCCAUGCCUAAUAUUCCAGUUCAAUUCAAACCCAGCUCCUCAACAAGAAAAGCUGCCCGUUUCCGCUCACAGAUCCAGAACCAAGUAUCUCACCACGUAGCUGUUAGUGCUGACGUGUGGUGUCAUGACUGGCAGGGAGACCAGGAGAGAUACGCCACCCUGUGGGCCCAUUUCAUCAACGCUGACUUGACUUCCCAUAACCUGGCUUUGGCCACGCAGCGUCUGGGUGAGACGGGAACUGGGGAUAUGGAUGUGAGCGUGGUCGAGGCUACAGUGAGGUCCAUGGCUCAGGAGUGGGACAUCUCUCAGCCCAGUUUCAUCCUGCUUGGGGGCGAAGAGAUGGAAAAGACCAAGGUAGGUGCGAAGAAGAGAGAGAGAAGUGGAGAAGGGGUUGGAGGUGCCCGUCACCACCACCCGAACUCCACCACAUUCCUGGAGAUGGAGGACUCCAUAUCCUCUGAUGAUCUCUCAGGUUUGGAACGAGCGAUCGAACGAGCCAACUCCACCAGCGAGGAGUCCCACUCUCCACCCAUACCCUGUUUCUUCACAGCUGUUCAGAGCUGCAUAGAGGAAGUCAUGAGUCAUUCCAUCAUCUCAAAGACCCUCUGUGUAUUCCAGCACCUUCUCUACAGCCUCUUCUCCCUCCAUGAUAAAGACAUGGUAACUCUUCACCCAGCCAGGAAACUGAUCGUAGUCCUACAGAAGCAGGAGACGGCUGAGCUGAAGGCUUGGGCCUAUGGGAAACCAGGCUGGAAUGGGCUUUACAGUGUGGUUAAGACGCUCCUCCGCUAUCAAAACAUGAUCUCUGAGACACUAAAACAAAUAGACAGUGAGAUCCAAACUGGACAAGACACAGGAAGUCCCACUGACUUGGAUUCGGGGGCGACUGCCGCUUUGAAAACCGCUGACAAACAUGACACAAACUCCACUUCCGCUGGCCGUGCUAACUCUGCCACCACCGACAGCUCCAACUCAUCGGUCCCCGUGCCUCCCAAGCGAUCUGACUGGAAGGUGUUGGAGGAUCUCUCCUCCUUGCUGAAACCCCUAGACGUGGCGUGUCGUACCCUGGCCAAGGAGCCGUUCCCCAGGCUCUCGCUGGUCAAGCCCAUCCUUACCGGCCUGCUCGGCCGACAUUUCGCCCCCCACCCCCGCCAUCGCAACGACUCCACCAUCUUGAAGGAACUCAGAAAGAAGAUAAGGAGGGGCCUUUCCUGCCGAUACAACGACCCCCAGAUCAACCAGGUAUUGUGUGUAGCGUGCGCCCUCGACCCCCAGUUUCACGGCCUGGGCUUCAUGGACGUCAGAGAGCAGGCGACCACCUUCGCCUGGCUGAAGAAAGAAGUGGUCCGGAUCGUAGAGGAGGACCGGAGGAGGGCCGAGGCAGCGUCUCCAGGGGGCAGGAAGAGGAAGAAGAGGGGAUCCUCCUCAGGAGAGAUGGAGGCAGACGUCCUAAGAAGAAGCAAAAGGCUGAAGGAGAUCACCCCGGUCAGUUUCAAAGAGAGAACAGAGAGUGAUUCAGACGAGGAAGCCACCGCUAGCUCUGUGAACGACGACAGUGAGAGUGAUAACAUGGAGCCGAAACUGGAGCCCACCUCCCAGCAGACUGGCAUGGAGUUCCUUCUAGGGGACCUAUUCGGCUCCCAGUCCCAGAACAAGCAGCCCUCAGUGGAAGAGACAGUGGACAUUGAGCUGUCCGUCUUCAGAGCAGAGAAGGGGGCCACCCUGGGCGUGGAGCCUUUACAGUGGUGGAAGGCUAGGUCAGGACAGCUCCCCCUGCUGGCCAAAGUGGCACGUGCCUACCUAGCUGCCCCGGCUGUCGCAGGCAGUGCCGUCCAGAUGUUCCUGCAGGAUGGAGGAGGGGUGAUGCAGAGGAAGAGAACCAAUAUUCCUCCAGAGGGCCUUGACCAGAUGCUGUUUCUGCACCAUAACGGUCUGACCGCGACCACACAGGGUUACACAACGGUCUGACCGCGACCACACAGGGUUACACAACGGUCUGACCGCGACCACACAGGGUUACACAACGGUCUGAGCGGAUGAACACAACUUGCUGACUAUCACUCAAUACAUAGAUUUAACUAUGGGGCUUCUCUCUCUCUCCAAGUUGAUGAGAUGGACUUUGUGAAGACUAUCACUCAAUCUCUGAAACUUGAAAGACUUAACCUUUCUUGGUUAAAAUGUUGGACUGUUAUACAUGUUACUGUUGUGUCUUCAGUAUGUAGAUAUAAACUAAAUUCAGCGAGAGAAGUCCCUUUUCGGUUAGUGCCUUAUCAUUCUUUGAACUGUUAGCAUAACUACUGUACACAUGUAUUGUUUAAGUAAAAAAAGUUUUACUGAAUGCAUAUACUGUUGUUUAAGCUAGUUUACCGUCCGAAGUCUGAUGGGACUCCUACUUCUGAACCUAUUCUUUGUUUUAGGAAAAAACUCUAGAUUUAUAUUUUUUACAUUUCAGAAUUUUAUAUAUACAUAUUUGGUUAACCAACAAGGUUGAAUUUUCAUAGUGUCUGUAGGAUUAAUUUAGUUCUCUGAGAAUAACACUAAAAUAUAUUGCAGCUGUACCUUUUUAUAGUCUUAACUGUUUAAUCAAAUGUUCCAAGGCUUAAAUGUUAGAAUAGUAAAGUAACACAUUUGUAAUCCUAAACGUGUUCACAUCAUCAGUUCUUCAUCCUGUGUUUGCAUGUUAGAAUGGCUGUUCUUUAUGAAAGAAAGUAUAUCUGAUCAGUUUGUUUGGUCAUACAAAUAGCAUUUAUCACUGUGUACAUUCUUACUGUCAAUGGCUUUUGGGUAUUUGUAAGUAAACUUUGUUUUAGAGAUA
Oncorhynchus masou masou (cherry salmon) is the source of this 5095-nucleotide messenger RNA. RefSeq lists its product as uncharacterized. The transcript has 5 exons. Gene Ontology annotation, molecular function: DNA binding; protein dimerization activity. The record is from RefSeq and is a predicted model, not a curated record. NCBI's taxonomy places the organism in Eukaryota, Metazoa, Chordata, Actinopteri, Salmoniformes, Salmonidae. The coding region runs from base 529 to 4248 and encodes 1239 amino acids. Gene Ontology annotation, biological process: regulation of transcription by RNA polymerase II. Gene Ontology annotation, cellular component: nucleus.